GGCCACGCGGGCGGCGGCUGCUCGGGCAGGUCCGGGCAGGGCCGGGCGGGGAGCAGCGAGCCCAGCCGGGAACCCGCGCCGGAGCCCGAGCGCGGACACCGAGGCCGCGGCCCCGCCUCCUCCCCGCCCUGCGCCCGCCGCCCGCGGGUCGGCGCCCGCAGCUCGGAGCGGCGCCGGAGUCGGAGCUGGAGCCGCAGCCGGAAACCGGCCUGAGUCGGGCCCGGGGGUGAAGCCUGAUCCCGGAGACGCCCGGAGCCUGUCCCGAGCCCCGCGCGGCUCAUGGCGGGGCCGCGGGGCGCGCUGCUGGCCUGGUGCCGCCGCCAGUGCGAGGGCUACGGCGGUGUGGACAUCCGCGACCUGAGUAGCUCCUUCCGGGACGGCCUGGCCUUCUGCGCCAUCCUGCACCGGCACCGGCCCGACCUGCUAGAUUUUGAUUCGCUUUCCAAGGACAAUGUCUUCGAGAAUAACCGUUUGGCCUUUGAAGUGGCUGAGAAGGAGCUGGGGAUUCCCGCUCUCCUGGACCCCAAUGACAUGGUCUCCAUGAGUGUCCCUGACUGCCUCAGCAUCAUGACCUACGUGUCCCAGUAUUACAACCACUUCGCCGGCCCUGGCCAAGCUGGUGUCUCAUCACCUAGAAAGGCCCAGGCACCCUCCUCCCCGCCAUCCGAAGCACCUGCUGCAGCAGAACCAGAAGACAGGGUUCAGGGUGAGGAGCUGUCGUCGGGCAGCCUGUCAGAGCGGGGCGCCCAGCGGACCCCCAGUAGCACGUGUGCUGCCUGCCAGCAGCACGUGCACCUGGUCCAGCGCUACCUGGCCGAGGGCAAGCUCUACCACCGCCACUGCUUCCGGUGUCGGCGGUGCUCCAGCACCCUGCUCCCUGGAGCUUACAGAAGUGGGCCUGAGGAAGGCACCUUCGUGUGCGCGGAGCACUGUGCCAGGCUGGGCCCGGGGGGGCGGUCGGGGGCCAAGGCCGGGCCCCAUCUGCAGCCAAAGCAGCAGCAGCUUGCAGAAGAAGUCAGGGAUGUGGACGGAGGCAGCACGGGUGGUAACGCGCCCGCAGGGGCUGAGGUGGCUGUCCCCAAGGCCAGCCCCGAGGCCCGGCCCCAGAUCCCCACCAAGCCCCGGCUUCCAAGCAAACCACAGGACCUGGGCAGCGCCCCGGCCAGCCGCCCCACGCCUGCCCCGAGGAAGGCCCCCGAGAGCCCAGCCCUGACACCCCCCACGCCCCGGCCCCGGUCCAGUCUGCAGCACGAGAACUUGGCCGAGCAGGGUGGCAGCAGUGGCCUAGUAAAUGGAAGGCUGCACGAGCCCCCUGUCCCCAAGCCGAGAGGGACGCCCAAGCUGUCAGAGAGGACACCAGCCCCCAGGAAAGACCCCCCAUGGAUCACACUGGUGCAGGCAGAGCCAAAGAAGAAGCCAGCCCCCCUACCCCCGAGCAGCAGCCCCGGACCUCCGAGCCGGGACGGCAGGCAGGUGGAGAAUGGAGGCAGGGAGGAGGCAGCCCAGCAGAGCCAGGUGACAGGUGGCCCGGAGCCCAAGCCCUACAACCCCUUUGAGGAGGAGGAGGAGGACCCCUCAGCUGCACCCAGCCUGGCCGCUGGCCCUGCCCUGGCCCAGUCGGCCGAGUCCACACCCAAGUCCCUGCACCCCUGGUAUGGCAUCACCCCCACCAGCAGCCCCAAGACGAAGAAGCGCCCUGCCCCCCGCGCGCCCAGCGCGUCCCCACUCGCUCUGCACACUGCCCGCCUGUCACACUCAGAGCCGCCCUCGGCAACUCCGUCACCAGCCCUCAGUGUGGAGAGCCUGUCCUCUGAGAGCUCCAGCCGGACCCCCUCUGGGGAGCUUCUGGAGACCCCAGUUGUGCCCAAGAGCUCCUCAGAGCCUGCAGUCCAUGCCCCUGGCACCCCUGGGACCUCUGCCAGCCUCUCUGCCGACUCCUCCUCCCUGUCCUCCUCUGGGGAACUGGUGCAGCCCAGCGCAGACCAGACACCUCAGGCCAGCCCUGGCCUUGCCCCUGGUACUAGGGGCAGCCCGGCUCCCCAGCCAGCCAAGCCCUGCAGUGGUGCUGCCCCCACCCCUCUCUUACUGGUUGGAGACAAGAGCCCCGUGCCUUCCCCUGGAACCUCGUCCCCGCAGCUCCAAGUAAAGUCUUCCUGCAAGGAGAACCCUUUUAACCGGAAGGCGUCACCCACAGCAUCCCCAACCACAAAGAAGACCACCAAGGGAUCCAAGCCAGCCAGACCACCUGCCCCAGGACACGGCUUCCCGCUCAUCAAGCGCAAGGUCCAGGCCGACCAGUACAUCCCCGAGGAGGACAUCCACGGAGAGAUGGACACGAUCGAGCGCCAGCUGGAUGCCCUGGAACACCGUGGGGUCCUGCUGGAGGAGAAGCUGCGGGGCGGAGUGACUGAGGGCCGUGAGGACGACAUGCUGGUGGACUGGUUCAAGCUCAUCCACGAGAAGCAUUUGCUGGUGCGGCGGGAGUCUGAGCUCAUCUAUGUUUUCAAGCAGCAGAACCUGGAGCAGCGCCAGGCGGAUGUGGAGUACGAGCUCCGCUGUCUUCUCAACAAGCCAGAAAAGGACUGGACAGAGGAGGACCGGGGCCGAGAGAAGGUGCUGAUGCGGGAGCUCAUGACCCUCAUCGAGCAGCGCAACGCCAUUGUCAACUGCCUGGAUGAGGACCGGCAGAGGGAGGAGGAGGAAGACAAGAUGUUGGAAGCCAUGAUCAGGAGGAAAGAGUUCCAGAAGGAGGCUGAACCCGAGGGCAAGAAGAAGGGGAAGUUCAAGACCAUGAAGGUGCUGAAGCUGCUAGGAAACAAGCGGGACACCAAGAGCAAGUCCCCAGGGGACAAGAGCUAACAGCGAGGGCAACCAGCUGGGACUUCCACCCCCCCCCCGGAGCACGGAGCCCUUGGGCUGUGCUCUGCUGGGGGGGCACCCUGCUUCCCAUUGGGAUCAGUCCCGGGGAAAGAUGACGUCACGGGAGGGGGCCUCUGGGUGACAGCCUCUCCCUCCUCAGGGUCCUCUGGCUGGUCUGGGCCAAAGAAUUUUCUUCCCUCUUCUCGGGGCCGCACGCAGCUGUGGCUCAGCCCUGCCCGGUCUGGUUCUCAUGACUCUGGAUGCUGUGACUGACCCAAGGAGCAAGCAGGGCCCUGGGUCCAGGGCGCGGCGGGGGCUGAGCACCCCUGCCUUGCGUCCCACCCACCGCCUGCCGUGACGGGCAGCCCCUGGGUCCCUCUUCCCUUCUGUACCAUGUCCAGAUGGGAUUGUUGGCUGGCAAAGUUCUGACCCGAAGUUCCUUCCACUCACGCCGUCUGCCCGUGGUGGACCUCUGGCCCGGGUCUCCUGCCUUCAGGGCUCUGCUGCUCUUGGCAGGCCGCGAGCCUGGCUUGGCCGCCCUGGCUUCUUCCCGCCCCAGCCCUGGCUCCGAGUCCCCCUUUUCCUUCCAGUGCAGGUGGCCCUGAAUCUGUUUCUCCUCAUUCAGGAGCUCUAUUUAUGAAGUCUAAUUAGGUUUGAGCUUGUUACUGUGUCCUCAGACACGAAUGGGCCUGAUGGACAAAUGCCUCCCUCUGUCCCUCAAAGCUCUAGGAGGUGCUUCUCUUGUCCCCGCUCAUUCCAUCGGAAACCUCAGCUCCCAGGAAUGGGGGCUGGGUGGCCGUGCUGGGCUGGGUGGGUGCCCUAGAGCUGAGUCCCCAGGGAGGGCCUCUGGGAGACAGGCCCCAGGGGCAGUUCUGGUCCCUGAGCGUCAGCGGAGGGAGCUGUGCUUCAUGGAGGUGCUAAUCCUGGUUCCUUACCACGCUGUAGUCUGACCCCUCAUUUAGACUUGCCCCCCGCCACCCCAGGGUUGGGGGAUGGUGGACCCGUCCCUGGGUAUGGUCAUCACCAGUCUGUCUUCUCACACUUGACUGUUGUCCGCUCUCUCCCGACCUGUCCCCCCGAAGGACUGAUGGCCACUCACCCCUCUGAUGGCCACAGGAGAGGAGGAGCCGAUGGGGACAUUUGCCUUUUCCCCAGGGAAUGUGUCCAGCAGCCCCCGGUCAAAGCCCUGUUGGUAUAAGCUAUCUCUGGGGCGCUCUAGGGCCCCCUCCCUCAGCACCCCUCUGGGGAGAGUACGCACUGUAUUAACUCGCGAGGAUUUUCCUCACCAACAAUAAAUGGAGACCACCUCAGUUGCCAGUGCCCCGGAGCCUCGGGCGCUUUGCCCUCAGCCGGGUCCGCCUUCUUCCCUGCCUCCGCCAUGCCCCGUGGCCGGGCCGCUCUGGUCGCCCGGGAGAGGGCGAGUGGGGCUGUCCACGGCCAGGGGCCUUGGCCUCCAGGGCCUGCCAGUGGGCAGGACUCCUCCUCUGCCGGGAGGGGCAGCUCCCGCCCCUGCACAGCCCCUGGUGGUCUCCUUCCAAACAUGCCCGUUGACCUGGAGCUGGUCAGCAACCUCAAAGGCUUUCAGGGCCAGGCAGGUCACACACCUAACCAGGCUAGGUGUAACCUGAGGGGUGGCUCUGGCAGGCUGUCUUGUGUCUGGAGACUCAGGUAGCGGGGCCUGAGGUGAACUGGGGUAUCUGUGCCCCAACUCAAGGGGGAAGUUCUUCCUUCCUUAAGUCACUGUAGCCUGUGGGAAUGCGGGCCCAGUGUGGCCAGAGCUUUCCAUUUUUCAAAAGAAGCUAGAAAUCCAGAUUGUGUGUGUGAUUUGUAAGUGUUGGCAACUAAUCUGAAUUUAAAUCAAGGGUAGGCUGUGUUGUCACGGGUGGGCCCAAGGUGUCCUGGGCUUCUCCAGUCUGCUGCCUCGGAGCUACAUGAGGGGGCCUUGGAGGUGGAGGAGAGCUGUCCUCACCACGGUGUAGCCUCUGCCCUCAGGUUCUGGAGGGUAUGUGACACAGGCUUCCCAUGGAAAUGGCCCUGAACCAGCCCUUGAUCUGGCCCCUUCCGCUUACCUGUUCGAAGCUGUGGGGCCAUGUUUGCUCUGCAGCCCCAAACUUGGGUCAUGUGGCCUGUAGGAUUACACGAAUCCCUCCAGGUGGGAGUGUUGGUUGAAUUUUCCAAACUGUUUUGAUGUAUGGGGAUAGGGAAGUGAGAGACUCCUGGAGAGUGCAGGGCUCGUGGUUGCCAGAAGACAUGGGGACUUCCGUGUGGUCCCAGGGCUGCCUCCCUAGCCCUCCGAGGCAGGGCCCCACCCGUGAGCAGUCGGAGCUGAGGCUGUGGUGCUGCUCAGCCUCCCAGGGCACAGGCUGGGAUUGGAGCUCCAAAGCCACGCUCUUUUGGUCUAACUCUCUCCCACCUUUGUGUUUCUGUGGGCUGGGGGGUUCGUGGAAAGCCCGAGAACUAACUUUUAACCCUGAGUGGGCUCCUUGCCAGUUGAAUGACCUUAGUGACAGUGUCUUGGAGAGCCUCAGGUUUCACACAGGGAGAGCAAACCGUCAUCGGAGGGUUUUACUGAGAGAAUGAACCAAGUGAAAUUCAGCCCGACACAGUGCCCGGCCUUGGGGUGUUCAAGAAGUGUUGGUUCUCAUUUCCACUUGAGAUCUGCAAACAGCUAAAACACAUCUGUGCUUGAAAAAUUCUAACUCCUUGAACAAAUAAGUCUAUCCUUCUGAAAACAAAACAGUGUAUGUAAUGACCUACGUUAAAUGUGUCUUACUGGCCAAUUAAUCAUGUGGUUAAACAUUUGCCUAAGGCUGUAAGAAGUCAAAUAAGUAGGUCCUAAGGCAAGGAGGAAGGAAGGAAUCGUAUUCAUUCUGAAGUUCUGAAAACAUGUAGGACACACAGCGGGUGUUGGGGCAGGGGAGGAAGAGGCCCAUUGGAUGCCCUCGGACACACAC
This is a messenger RNA of Neomonachus schauinslandi (Hawaiian monk seal), 5813 nucleotides long. RefSeq names its product MICAL like 1 (gene MICALL1). NCBI's taxonomy places the organism in Eukaryota, Metazoa, Chordata, Mammalia, Carnivora, Phocidae. The record is from RefSeq and is a predicted model, not a curated record. Bases 280 to 2859 code for a protein of 859 amino acids. Gene Ontology annotation, molecular function: protein binding. The transcript has 16 exons.